Molecule: messenger RNA, 2234 nt
Organism: Salvia miltiorrhiza (redroot sage)
Lineage: Eukaryota; Viridiplantae; Streptophyta; Magnoliopsida; Lamiales; Lamiaceae
Product: protein trichome birefringence-like 2
Exons: 5
Coding region: 260-2086 (608 amino acids)
Cellular component (GO): Golgi apparatus
Molecular function (GO): O-acetyltransferase activity
Source: RefSeq, a predicted model, not a curated record
CUACCACUUUAAACCCUCUUCAAUCACUUUUAACGGAGCUUCUUUGGUUUUUUCCGAAUCUUAUAAUCAUCUCUUUCCAAAGUAACAUCAGAACUCUAACGAUAAGCCAACUACUAGAAGACGAACUUCACAUUUCCUGACGAUCAAUACGUACAUACACAUGCUCUGCCACUUCUAUAUCUCAAGAAGAAAAAAGAAAGAGAGAAAAAGAAAUUGCCACUUCUUUUUUCUUUGAGGUUUUGGCUGUAUUUCACACAAGAUGGUGAGUUUUUUUUCUACUCUAUCAUCUAUGGAUUUGAAAAAGAUGGCAUUUUCAGAUCAGGUAUUAUCAUCUCAGAGGAGGAAGGUAGUUUCGCCCUGUAGCUUUGGCAUCGUGUUGUUCUUCAUCGUUUUGAGCGCAUUACUAUUUAGUGUUUCAUCCAAAGGCCCUUUUCUUCAAGGGCUGUACAAUCUUGGCUCACGCGGUAAUACUUCUUUUGUUUCUUGGCAUAAUACUACUAAUUCUAGUGUUACUCCGAAUUUGCAAUUUCCUUUGAAUGAAACCCUUGAUGCAAAUGUUACUGCGAGUGGUAAGGGGGCGGAUUCUGUGAAAUCUGGAGGUGGGGAGGAGGGUUUUGAGACCGCCCCUGCGGGUAAUCAGUCGGUGAAGUUCGAAGAUGUGAGCUUUAUUCUUGAAGGAAGUGUUGGAUUGGAGAGAGGUGCGAGAAACGGGUCACAGCCUGUUGGGAAUGCAAUCUUGGUGGAUGAUAGUGGGGGAAGAAGGGAAUCGGGGGCGCUCCGUGUUGGGGAUUCCGUUGGUAAUGUGAAGAAUGAGAGUGUUAGUUUGAAAGAAGAUGGUGAGUUGGGAGAGGGAGAUGCGAGUGAGGUUUCCACUGCUAAGUCUGUUGAGGAUGAACAGAGCUCGUGUGGGUCGGGGGUUGAAUCUUUGGAAGGCGGCCAUGUUGGUAAUUGUUCGAGUAAUGGUGGUUUAAGGCAUGAAGGAGUGAAUGCACCUGCACCUGCACCUGCACCUGCUGCAAGUGAUAGAUCCUACAAGAACUGUGACAUCUUCAAUGGUAGAUGGGUGAGGGAUAAUGCAGAGCCAUAUUAUCCUCCCGGUUCCUGUCCUUAUAUCGAUAGGGACUUCGAUUGCCACCUUAAUGGGAGACCUGAUAGUGAGUAUAUUAAGUGGAGAUGGCAGCCAUAUGACUGUGACAUCCCCAGGUUCAAUGUGAUUGAUUUUCUUGAGAGACUUAGAGGGAAAAAGCUAGUAUUUGUUGGCGAUUCUUUGAAUAGGAACAUGUGGGAAUCUCUUGUUUGCAUUCUCCGCCAUGGGGUUGCAGACAAAAGCCGAGUAUACGAGAUAUCUGGGAAGCACGAAUUUAAAAAGAAGGGGUUUUAUGCUUUCAGAUUUGAGGACUACAACUGCUCUGUAGACUUUGUUAGUUCUCCUUUCCUUGUAAAGGAAUCAUCCUUCAAUGGAAAAAAUGGUUCUGUUGAGACAUUGAGACUGGAUUUGAUGGAUGCUACGACUUCAAUGUAUCACGAUGCAGACGUGCUUAUUUUCAAUACCGGCCACUGGUGGACUCACGAGAAAACCUCACGCGGAGAAGGCUAUUACCAGGAAGGUGAUUAUGUGCACCCGAGGCUUAAAGUUCUGGAAGCAUUCAAGAGGGCGCUCGCCACUUGGGCUCGAUGGGUCGAUAAGAAUAUUGAUCCUAACAAAACUGAAGUUGUUUUCAGGGGAUAUUCGGUCACGCAUUUUAGGGGUGGACCAUGGAACGCAGGAGGUCAGUGCAAUAACGAAACGGAGCCGAUAAUGAAGGAUGCUUAUUUAGCGAAAUAUCCUGCGAAAAUGAGGAUUCUAGAACACGUGCUCAAGGAUGCGAAAACCCCGGUUGCAUAUCUCAACAUAAGCCGAUUGACGGAUUAUAGAAAGGAUGGGCACCCGUCGGUGUACAGGCCCGACUAUGAGGCAGCGCAGCGACAAGUCCAUGCGCAAGAUUGCAGCCACUGGUGCUUGCCCGGAGUGCCUGAUACGUGGAACCAGUUGCUUUAUGUCUCGCUGUUGAACACCGGAAAGGGAUCUUGGGGACCUUCGUUUUAGUCCAUCUUUCUUUGUUUUCCACGCAUUCAAGGGAAGUUUAUUUUUUUGUAUAAUAGUAGAAUAUCAUUCAUGCAACUCACCAUUAUCAAGCAAGUCGAUUUCUGUAGUUUUAGAUGAUUGGAAUUAAUUCGAUUUGUCACUCUACUAA